AGAUGUUAUCUCUAAUAGAUAAUUAGUCAUCAAGAUUUUAUUAGGUAAUUGAGCUCCAAAUAUAAUUAAAACUAAGAAGCAAUUAGUUAAGGGAACUUUUUGAGUUGCCUGGGUGGACUGGAAUUGGAUGGCUUUAAAUGUUCCUGGUUCUGGUGUUUGGUUUUCUUUAUUUCUUGACCAUGUACGUUGGGAGGGGUGUCAAAUGUCAAUCUUCUGGUGGUUGUUUUAAUAAAGACCAAUUGCCGUGUUGAACCUGCAGUGUUAAUUUCAAAUGGUUUCAAAAUGCUUGGAGCCAAUUGUAUCUUUGCCUUGAACUUGCAAACAGGUCACUUACUUGCAUGAUGUUGCAACGACACCUAAAUUACCAGCUUAAUUAAAUGACUGCUGUUGGUAAUGGUUGUUUGUUUCUAAUGUGGUGAUAGUUUUACUCAUGGUUUUGACACCAAACUAAUCUAAAUUCCUUUUUUUUUCGAUCAGCCAAAUCACUAAUCUAAAUUCAUAGUGUUUGCCCCUGAAAAACUUUGGGGAAACUUUAGACUUGCCUUUCCUUCAUGGUUCUCAACUUCUCAUUGUUUCAUUGCAUGGUACUCACUAUUUUGUCAUAUUCUCUUGUAGCAUACAUGCCACACUUGAGCCUUCUUUAUGGUGACCUUACGGAUGAAGAGAAGAAGAAAGCUCAAGAAAAAGCCAACAUUCUAGAUGAGAGUGUUUACACCUUGAGCUUCCAGAUAAGUCGUCUUGCACUGUAUAAAACAGAUACUGAGGACAAGACUUGCAAAUCCUGGGCGAAGGUUGCUGAAUACAACCUCAGCCCCAAUUAGUUCCUCCUCCUCCUGAGUUCUCUCUAACUUUCAUCAACGCAAAUAACCGUGGACUGGCCAUGUGAAUCUCCUUCCUUAUGAUGCACAUAACUUGUUAUAAUAACAAUACUUAACCGUGUUAUCAAUUGCUUCUGGCUUGGCAAUUUGGUUGGUCAAUAACCUGUGACUUACAACGUACCACUUGUUUUGGUUUUUAAUGCCUGGAUGUUGAAUUGGAUAAUAUUGAGUUGUAGGGUUCAGUCUGAAUAGUACAGCCUGACCCAGCUGGUUCUGCCGACCAUAACCUUUGCUUAUCUAAGAAGCUCGUCCUUUUAACAAGUCAAAGUCAGCCCCGUUUUUCUGGAUAAUUAUCAACUCAACCAUUUCUCAGUCAAAAAUCCCAUCCAUAUUUCACGCUUCUGCCAUUUCAUUUCUGCCCCCAUUUUCAACAUAUGAUGGUUCAUGGUAUUGAUUGGAUAAAAUUCUUAUCCUCUG
Messenger RNA from Rubroshorea leprosula, 1295 nucleotides. The record is from the annotation of a GenBank genome assembly. Lineage: Eukaryota; Viridiplantae; Streptophyta; Magnoliopsida; Malvales; Dipterocarpaceae.